Messenger RNA from Xylaria bambusicola, 1707 nucleotides. RefSeq lists its product as uncharacterized. Lineage: Eukaryota; Fungi; Ascomycota; Sordariomycetes; Xylariales; Xylariaceae. The transcript has 2 exons. The record is from RefSeq and is a predicted model, not a curated record. Bases 158 to 1510 code for a protein of 450 amino acids.
UUGGGGACUACGCUACCCAGUUCUCUUUCGUGAUAUAAGGCUGGAACCCCGCAUUCAUGAAGAAGAUUCUCCUGCCUUUCUCACUUCCAGCCACACCCUAACUGAUUGCCUGAAAUAGCCGAAAUACAGCUAAGAACCAUUAACAACAUCUUUCAACAUGGGCGUUCCAGAUUACGUCCUCGAUCCUGAUGGUGAUGUAAUAAUCACUCUCCGCAACUUCGACGGGCCAUUCCCUCCCCUGCCAUUUGAGGAAGAGCUAAACCCCUGCGGAACCUCGGGAAAUAUAACCUGGUGGUCUAGUCUUGAUGAUGAUGCACAGCUGUCUGCCAAACGGAAAAAGGACAAAAAGAAAAAGAGGCCUAGGCGGCUGAAUGAAGAGAGAAUUGUGGAAAUCCAGCCUGUUGCACAAAAUUCUUCGACUGUUCACGAAGUGCAGCCAGAACAGGAUCCCGAACCGGAUCCCGAGGUACCUGCUGCUGACGCGACAGAAGUGAUCGAGGUAAUUGAUGCCACCAAUGUCGCAUUUCCGUUUCCAGAAGAAGUUGUUGAGAGUGAAAAGGAAGACUGCACACCACCUCCCGAACCGUGUGUACUUUUCCAAGUGUCCUCAGCUCAUCUAAGACUUGGAUCUCGCUACUUCAAGAACGCGUUAAACGGGCCUUUCAAGGAGUCACAGCCGGGCACUGAUGGAUUCCGACAUAUCGACGCGGAGGGUUUUGAUACUUAUGCGUUUUUGACAGUAAUGAGGAUACUUCAUGGUCAGAACCGCGAAGUCCCUAGAAACGUCAAGUUGGAGAUGCUAGCAAAGGUUGCUACAGUCGUCGACUACUACGAAUGCGACGAAGUACUUGAACCAUUCACUGAGAUAUGGUACCCUCAAUUUGGGGGGUUACCAGCCCCUGAAACCGUUGAUAAAAAUCUCAUCAUGCUUCUUUUCGUUUCUUGGGUUUUUAAGUGGUCGGAAGUAUUCAAGACCGCGACGAAGAUAGCCCGAAACCAAAGUAAAGGACCACUGAGUACUAUGGGCUUGCCCAUACCAGACCGCAUCAUUUCUGUUAUCGAUCACCAGAGACGAGAUACACUUCACGCUAUCAGUAACGCGCUCAAGAGUCUGCUUGAUCGCUUUCGUCAAGAACAGCCCCAUUGUUCCGAAGCGUGCUCUUCAAUGUCGCUCGGUUCUCUUGAGAGGCAAUUGAUGUAUCAAAAGGGCCUUCAGUUCCAUCCAUCUUCAAGUAGAUCUUUGGCAGGUUAUAGCGUGGCAUUUGCGAUAAAAGCUGUUCAGGGACUCAAAACCCCCAGUUGGAGAGAUGGGUCUUAUCUUCAUAGCUGCAGCUCCAGCCUUGAGUCACUUUUGAAAGGGCUGAUGGUUAACAUCAAAGAAUACGAAGGCUUUGACUUGGAGUAUUUCGAGUAUGGAGGCAAAAAGAGACAGCCAUUUACGUUCAGGUCACCGCUAGAUUCUACACCAAGUAACUCAGCAACACAUCCGGGCUCUAUCAUGGUAUGGUGAUGGGGGUGCUCGGCGGCUGGGGAUUAGCCAUGAUAUAAUUUUUCCUUAUGCAUCAAUGCUCAACGACGGGUUUCACAUCCUCAAUUAGGUAGAAUGAGAAAUAAGAACUAAAAUUGAAGGAUUUUCAGGUUUAUUGGCAUUGGAAGCCUUCAUCUUCCACAGCCGCGUCCAAUACCCUAUCGUACAUUGUCUUUACA